AAUAGAAAGUUUUCAUUUAAGCAGUCGCGCAGCUGAGCCGGCAGAAUAGUUUAAUUCUUCGAAAGAAAAGGAAGUAAAAUAAAGAGGAGCUUGCAUUUAUUUUUUUACGACAACUGAGUACAUUCCCAAGAAUGCAAGUGUUUUUGGCCUUAGCCCUGCUCGCAGGCUUGGCUUUGUCGGCUGAUGCCACGAAUCCACCGCGAUGGGAUGCCAACUAUAUAGUCAAGGGCACCCUGUACAUUCCGUAUGCUGAGAUUGCCGAGCCUUUCUACGCCUGGUAUGACAAGAACACGAAGCGAUCCCGUAUCGACUAUUAUGGCGGAAUGGUGAAAACAUACCAGUUGGCCGGCGAGGGGCAGUACGGAACCCUCCUGAAGCUGGCACCGAUCACCACCCGAACGGAGACCAACAAGCUGACCUGCCUGCAGGUCAAUGGUACGGCCGACCAGGCUAUUGAAAUUCAGAGCAUUCUGCCCGACGCCAAACCCUUUAGUCUGGUUGGCACCGAAACCUUUUUAGGCUACACCUGCGACAAGUUCCGGCUAGAAACCUCCAUUGGCCAGAAAAAGAACGUAUAUACGCUGUGGGUGCGGUACAAGAAGUCGCCGCAUUAUCCCGCCAGUCGCAUGCCCAUUCCAGUACGAUACGAAAUGAGGGGCUACAAUACCCUGCUGGGAUCCCACUAUGAUCAUUAUUAUUUGGACUACGACAGCUACGAGCAUGAUGACAUUCCCAAUGAGGUGUUCGAGAUCGAUGACAGCCUGCAGUGUGUUGGUUUCCCCGGACCCGGCACCGGCCACUAUGCCACCUUUAAUCCAAUGCAUGAGUUCAUAGCCGGGACCGAUGAGCAUGUGGACAAGGCAUUCCACCACUUCAAGCACAAGCACGGAGUCGCCUAUCGCAGUGAUGCGGAGCACGAGCAUAGGAAGAACAUCUUCCGCCAGAACCUGCGCUACAUCCACUCUAAGAACCGGGCCAAGCUCACCUACACGCUAGCCGUAAACCACCUGGCCGAUAAGACCGAGGAGGAGCUCAAGGCGCGUCGCGGAUACAAAUCUUCGGGCGUGUACAACACUGGCAAGCCGUUCCCCUACGAUGUGUCCAAGUACCAGGAUGAGAUUCCCGACCAAUAUGAUUGGCGGCUAUACGGCGCCGUUACCCCGGUCAAAGAUCAAUCGGUGUGCGGAUCCUGCUGGUCUUUUGGCACCAUUGGCCAUCUGGAGGGCGCAUUCUUCCUGAAGAACGGCGGUAAUCUUGUACGGCUGUCGCAGCAGGCCCUGAUUGACUGCUCCUGGGCUUAUGGCAACAACGGCUGCGAUGGUGGCGAAGACUUCCGCGUCUACCAGUGGAUGCUGCAAUCCGGGGGAGUGCCCACGGAGGAGGAAUACGGCCCCUAUUUGGGCCAGGAUGGGUACUGUCACGUCAGCAACGUAUCCCUGGUAGCUCCCAUUACGGGAUUCGUGAACGUCACCUCCAACGAUCCGAAUGCCUUUAAGCUAGCGCUGCUUAAGCACGGACCUCUAUCAGUGGCCAUUGACGCUUCACCGAAGACUUUCAGCUUCUACUCGCACGGAGUUUACUAUGAACCUACCUGCAAGAAUGAUGUGGAUGGACUCGAUCACGCCGUACUCGCUGUGGGCUUUGGCUCCAUAAACGGAGAGGACUACUGGCUAGUGAAGAAUUCGUGGUCCACUUACUGGGGCAACGAUGGAUACAUCCUGAUGUCAUCACGAAAGAACAAUUGCGGUGUGAUGACCAUGCCCACUUAUGUCGAGAUGUAGAUGAUACUGCAUUCUUGCCUUUCUUAUUUGUAUAAUCUUUUAUUUCAACGCCCUGAGGGCGCUAAACAUGCAAUAUAUUUCAUGAACUCUUUUGUAACUCA
Messenger RNA from Drosophila ficusphila, 1882 nucleotides. RefSeq names its product digestive cysteine proteinase 1 (gene 26-29-p). Gene Ontology annotation, molecular function: cysteine-type endopeptidase activity. Gene Ontology annotation, biological process: immune response. The transcript has 3 exons. The record is from RefSeq and is a predicted model, not a curated record. Bases 132 to 1781 code for a protein of 549 amino acids. Gene Ontology annotation, cellular component: lysosome. NCBI's taxonomy places the organism in Eukaryota, Metazoa, Arthropoda, Insecta, Diptera, Drosophilidae.